Messenger RNA from Belonocnema kinseyi, 828 nucleotides. RefSeq names its product protein kish-A (gene ksh). Bases 232 to 450 code for a protein of 72 amino acids. NCBI's taxonomy places the organism in Eukaryota, Metazoa, Arthropoda, Insecta, Hymenoptera, Cynipidae. Gene Ontology annotation, biological process: intracellular transport; protein secretion. The transcript has 3 exons. The record is from RefSeq and is a predicted model, not a curated record.
CUCGAUUAAUGGGUAUUUAUCCAAAUUUGAACAUCGCCCGACGGUCGCCGAGUCGCGGAACUCGUGAACCGACCUUUUCCUAUACUUAUCUAUAUAUAUCCAAAACAUCCAAAAUGGAAGCAACACUCUCGACACGUCAACAUAACUAACGUCUUUGCAUGCGGAUCACGGAUUUAAUUAAGAUUUACCUGACGCAUUAGUUAACCUGACUCGAAACGAAUCGCUGAUGCAAUGUCGGCCCUAUUUAAUUUUCAGAGCUUGCUGACAGUAAUUCUCCUGCUAAUAUGUACCUGUGCCUACAUAAGAUCCAUAGUUCCGAGCGUGCUAGAUAGGAACAAAGUUGGAUUCCUGGGAAUCUUCUGGAAGUGUGCCAGGAUUGGAGAGCGAAAGAGUCCUUAUGUUGCAUUCAGCUGCCUCUUCAUGGCUUUCAGUAUAUUGUUUUGGUCCUGAGAGAAACAGCCUGGAUGAAAAAAUAUUGCAUUUUAGAGCGACCAAAGCUGGGACAGUCUGUAUUUACAAACGCGAAAAGGUGAAGUCCGAAUAAACAAUGUGAGAGUUACAUUCGUAUGACAAACAUUUGUAUUUGUUCCUUCGACAGGAAUACAUAAAAAAUACACUCAUGUAAGCUUAAAGUAUGUAGGUCUAUGAAAAAAAAAACAUAAUGCUAGUUACACGAUAUACAUUAUUUGUCAACACGUUAUGAUAGCGAAGCUAUACUUAUAUAAUUGUCCAAUUUUGAGCACCUUUUUUCAGCUUAGUCUCACAAUAUAUAUUUUUCUAUAAACAACAACGUCUUUAAAUAUAAUCAUUAUUUUAAUGGUAAUAAUA